CCUCUUUCCCCCAGAGAAGAUUUGCAUGGCCUGGCAGCACAGCCAGAGAGCUGGAGCGGGACUGCACAACCUGGGCAACACGUGCUUCCUCAACUCCGUCCUGCAGUGCCUGACCUACACCCCGCCUCUGGCCAACCACCUGCUCUCUGGGGAGCACAGCCGGGCCUGUGGCCAGAAAGGCUUCUGCGUCAUGUGCAGGAUGGAAGUGCACGUUCAACAGGUCCUGCAUUCCUCAGCCAGUGCCAUCGAGCCUUGGGCUGUCGUCGAUUUUCUCACAGAAAUAGGAGAAAAUUUCCAGCAUGGCAGGCAGGAGGACGCCCACGAGUUCUUACGCUGCACCAUGGAUGCCAUGCAGAGAGCUUGUCUGAGAGGAAACAGCGACUUGGACAUGUCCUCUCAAGCAACCACCAUCGUCCAUCAGAUCUUUGGGGGCUUUCUGAGAUCCAGAGUCACAUGCUGGAGCUGCCAAGCGGUUUCCGAUUCCUACGAGGCCUUCCUGGAUGUUCCUCUGGAUAUCAAAGCAGCCGCAUCUGUCACCGCAGCUCUGGAAGACUUUGUGAAACCGGAGCACCUGGAUGGUGAAAACUGCUUUAAAUGUAGCAAGUAAGGCCAUUAUUGAUG
Messenger RNA from Columba livia (rock pigeon), 621 nucleotides. RefSeq names its product ubiquitin carboxyl-terminal hydrolase 42-like. NCBI's taxonomy places the organism in Eukaryota, Metazoa, Chordata, Aves, Columbiformes, Columbidae. The record is from RefSeq and is a predicted model, not a curated record. Gene Ontology annotation, cellular component: cytosol; nucleus. Gene Ontology annotation, biological process: regulation of apoptotic process; protein deubiquitination. The transcript has 6 exons. Bases 26 to 607 code for a protein of 193 amino acids. Gene Ontology annotation, molecular function: cysteine-type deubiquitinase activity.